UGGAGGUCAACAUUCCACAACGGCUGGCACUUGAGUCGUGACGCAUUGUUAUCUCGUCUAAUAGGUUGAAAGUCUAAGUGAUAGUCCAGACAACAUUAAAAAACGAAUAUAUUUUUAAAAACAGAAUUCCGGUUGACGUACAAACAAGGGCGUGAUUUAAGCACAAAAUGAACCUAUAAAAGUGUGUUCAACGUCAUUAAAAAUAGUUGAGAUUUAGCGUCAAGACAAGGCAAUUAUGGUUAAGUUUACACAAUACGACCUGCGAAUUGUUUGUGUCAGUAAUUAAUAAAGAAUUAGUGGAACAACACAAUUCAACAACUCCUACUAAAUAGGGUGAGUACUUCGGCUUUUUUUUUUUUAUUUGCAAUGAUCGCUGCUUGUGGGACUUGUUUAUUAUGCACGCUGUCACGGGUUUUAAUUAGGUUAACAGAUGUUUGCCUUCGAGGCCGAUAAUUCAAGGGGGUUUUUUAUAGUCAACGUUAAUAAAAACACGAUUUAUUUUAAUAUCAAUCAUAAACCAUGAUGUAUUAGAUCAAUAAAUCUGGAUCUACAUUAAGUAUUAUGAACUACUACUCAAGCAAAUUGGUAGAUCUUAUAAUAUUUUUAUUUUUUAUCAAUUUAAAUAUAAUCUAUGUUAUGUAAUACAGAAUGAAAUUUCUAAAUAGAUUAACACGUAUAUAUAUAUAUAUAUUUUUUUUUAAUUUCAAUGAAGUCAUUGUUGUUUCGAUGAGAUUUUACUUUGUCACAUAAAGAAACAUAUUUGUAUCCAGGAGACUUGCACGUAUAUCAAUUUAUAAAAUAAUUUUCUAUAUACGUUUGUUAAUGAAGAAUUUGUUGUGUAAGUUUGAUCUUUUUUAACAAAUAAUUGAAUUGAAAAAACGUUAUUAUUAAUUUAUUACUGAUAUACAUAAUUGAAUCCAACAAAAUUUGAGCUUACUGGGACCAAAAAAAUUGAUAUGAAUUUUAAAAAAAAAAAAAUACACAACGAAAAAUAUUCUAUUUGUAACUGUUUAUUUAUGUUUAAAUUGCUGCUAAGAAUAUAAACGUGCAAUUAUUACUAUAAUUUAAUUUUUGAAAAUCAAUACACAUGAAAAGUUAGCAGUUUAAAAAAACAAAAUCCCAUUUGACAAGCUCUCUAAACGGUCAUAUGUUACAAGUAAUUUUAGAAAAACGUUUCCGUGUUUUCUUUCUGUCUUUUCCUUUCCAACAUAAUUCAAACAAUUUUUUUUUACAACAGGUUAUUUUUAAAGGAUUUUUGUAUUCAUUUUCUUUGCCGAAUCAAUGCUCGUAGAAAGUAAUUCAUAUAUUCAAAUGGACUUUUGCAUGACAAUAAAGAGGAACGAAGUACCGUGUUUCUCAAAGAAACGGGAAACACUUCUUUAAAGAGUGCAAACCUAACUUUGUUUUCCAGGGCAACAAAGUUAAUGAGCUAACGCGAGCCUGACCUCCCUGCCAAAGAAACCGUCUGUACUGCUCGUUCGUUCUCUGAGGAUUUCUGUGUCAUGGCGUACAGUUUCCAGCCAUUACUAUUUGCGUUUCCAUGUUGCGAGACGUGCGUUACUACUACAAGAAUGUAUCAGCAUGUUUACUUCUAAUCUCGCCUGUCUCUGCCAAACUUUUUCUGAUGUUCAAACUAUGGUCCGCGGGCUAGAAUUCGAUCUUCAGUGGUCCUUAACCCCCCCCCCCCCCCCCAUAGUGUCUCUGCACGAGCAGCAAUGUCGAAAAAUAUGAAACUUGAUAUUGAAUAAAAGCAUGCCCAUUUUGCUGUCACGUGCUAACAGCUUAUUUAUUGACAAAGUUGUUCUACAAUUUUUUGUUGGUUUUUUUCAUUACAAAUAAUUUGUAUGCAGUGCAAUAAUGCAGAGCCAUGUUUAGGAUUUGGGGGGCCCUAGGCAUCGAGCGUAUGUAUGAAGGCCCUAGAAGGGGGGGACGUCUGGAGACAGAGUUCACCAGGAGCUGAGGGGAAAAAAGGCACCACCACUGCAACAGCUCCAGUCUGCCUUAGUCACUGUGUCCUAUUUGAUCGCAUGUAACAACUAUCCAUGUUGAUAAUUCCGCCACUAUAGAAAAUUUUUACUUCUGAAACGUAUCAGCUUGCAGGUGUAGGCUGAAAUAAAAAAACGCCUGGUGGGGCCCCUUGGCAGUGGGUCUCUAGGCGUUCGCCUCAGUUGACUAUGCCUAAGAACGGCUCUGGAUAAGGAAUUCGUUUCUAUACAUCUAUUUCGUGUUAAAAAUAAACGGUCCAAAGCAAUAGCUGAGUGACAAAAAAAAGAAAGCUUCUUGUCUGAGUUAAAAAAUAAUGAGACUGAACAAGUGGAAAGAGAAAUCCAUUCAUCAACGAAAAAGGUGUUGUAUGUGUGUGUGUGUGUGUGUGUGUGUGUGUGUGUGUGUGUGUGCGUGUUUAAUAAACUAAGCCUAUUGUUAAAUUAAUAAAUGGGCUAAGGUUCUAAAUUUGUAGUAGUCCUACUGAAAGAAUAAUUUUCAAUAAGCAUGAUUAUUAAAAUCAUGAUAAAAGUGUUUACAAUGCUCUUAAAUAAAUCAAAUAAUGAGUUUCUGGUUUUAAGAAACGCACUUAAAAAAUUCACAACCUGGUCAGAAAAUACCACUACAGCAUCAUUGAAAAAAAUUAGUAAAACAGAGUAGGGUUGAACCUGAAAAAAUACACGCAACAAAACAGUGAACGUGUCGGCAGAAAGCCUUCGUCAGCGAACAAAACAACAGAAAAAACGGUAUAAAAAUAAGAAAUAGCACUUAGCACGAAAGUAGUAUCUGUGGGCAGCAAUAGAAGUGUGCUGCCCACAGAUACUACUUUCCAACUAAGUGCUAUUUCUUAUUUUUCUAAAUUAGUUAAAAAAUCAGAUACAAGAAAGCACAUCUGUUGGAUAACAUAAACAAUAAAGACUCGCCUAUAAAAAUGGGAAACAUAAAAAAAAUACAAACCACCACAUAGCCGGUGUUGUUUAAUGUUAAACACAAGAGGAGUUCAGUCAUAUCUUAGCACUGAGUUCAUACGCCUCCGAAGCCAGCAAAUGCAAGACUGGGAAGAUUUGCUUAGCGUUGAACAGGAGACGAGUAAAUGAAGGGAAUCUGUUGGCUCCUACCCUGGCAUCGAGUACAGUCUACGUUAGAGUUGACUUAAACUGUAUUGAAAUGUGCCACGAUUAAUCCGAGGAACUGUGUGUUCUCACCUGGCAUGUUUGUCGGUCUGACGACGAUUUACUUUUUUUUUCGCAACGGUUCUCACAAUAUUUGUCUCGCAAUGUUUUUGAAUUGAUUUUUUUUUGGGUUUUUUUUUUUGAGUAUUUGUGGAAAAAAAUCUGAUAAAUUUCAAUGAUUUUUUAAAUUAAUCUAUUAUUAUUUCAGUAUAAAUUAAACCCUUAAACGCGUCAUAGAUUAUUCAGUCAGGGGUAUAUUUUUAAAAAAAAAUAUUUUGAUGUAUCUUAUUUAAUUCAUUCAAUUCUUAUAUUUAUUUUUUAUUACUUAAAACAAAAUUCAUUGAUUGCAUUCUAAACAGAAUACAAAAAUGUUUAUUUAAAAAAGAAGACGACAAAAAAAGCAAUGGAAGCCUUUAAUAGAUAUGUUAUGUACAGUUUCCUUAUCAUCAGUAAUAGCCGUAGAAAAAACAUUUACUGGUAAAAUGUCGGAGCUCUGGUCAUACUUGGAUGUACACAUUUCAGAAACAUUGCAAACAACUGUACAUCGUUGAACUGUUUCUAAAAUACAAUAAACCUUUCACAUGGUAAUACAUCAGAAAAGCAUCACACACACACACACACACACACACACACACACACACACAUUCUUCGCUUUCCUCAUUGUUCACUGUCCACAAUGGCGGGUAUAAUUAAGCGCUAAUUUCUUAAAGUGAGAUUGACAUUUUAGUUGGUCUGCGUUAGGUCACCAAGUUAAUGCAACAUUUGAAGGAAAGUUAACAAAAUCAUACAUUUAACAGAGGUACUUUUCCCUUUUUUUACAUUGCAUGGAUAUCAAUAUGCAUGUAAGUGUCUUAUUUAACUUUGCUGAACUUAUCUUUUUUCUGUUUUUUGUUUGGUAUUUAAAGGUAAAUUUAUGUUUUUAUUUAACUUUUUUAACGUCCUUUCUUUUGAUUCAUUAUGACUACAAUAAUUAAAACUAUUACCUAACGUCUUGUGAUUAAGUUUAUUAGUUUCAAUACGUUUUGUAUGGACUAGUAAGCAAGUUGUUUCAUUAGCAUAUCAUUUACAUUUUUGUUUCUGAAUAUUUUAUUUUAUAUUACAGAAAACCGUGUUUUCCAAGUUACAACAGUACACUCCGAGACCAUAAGGUAAAAAUAUAGAACAUUUAAUCUGCUGGAUCUUGCCAAGAUGAUUGUGAUUUACAAAUCAAGAACACACAUGUCCAAGAUAGUCAAUUAUGUUUUUUUGGUAGCGAUGCUUUUCGCAUUUCUCUUAAUUGCAGUGUCUUCCUCAAAUGCAUCAGUCGCCCACAACAUCAACAUAAAAAACGUUCGACGCCAGGCUAUUGAUACAACGGCUACAACAGAACGUAGAGACAAAUUUAACGGUCAUCAUGCAAGAGAUGGAGUCAAUUUAGGAAAAGAAAAUGCUAUUGAAAGAUCAACAGUUGAUCAACAGAAUGUAUCCUACAACUUGUUUCAGAAAAUUCAUGCUAUCAAACGCCAGGAAAAUGUGUUCAGACACAAACUGCAGUUGACGAGACAUAAGACAAGCGCUAUACGAAGACAUAGGCGGCGCCUUUUUAUGCAACGCCCCGAAAUCUCGGAGAUCAAAGAAAUGAAGAAAAAAAACAAACAAGGAAGUCUUUUAUCAAAACCGCCUGGGCGUAGGCGAAACAAACUAAACAGAAACAAGAGGGCAGCAACGGCCGACAAGUCCAGGCUCUGGGAACAUGCGACGAUCCCGUACGUAAUCAAGCCACGAUUCUCGAGAAAUGACAAAAUGAAAAUUAUGAACGCCAUGCGCAUCUGGGAAAACGCGACGUGUGUAACUUUCAAAGAAAAAGAAUUGGCUGAUAAGGACUAUAUCGUGUUCACUGUCGAACCAUGCGGCUGUUGUUCGCCCGUCGGAAGACAAGGGACUGGUGCGCAAACAAUUUCCCUGCACAAACAAUGCAGAGACACGAUUAACAUUCUGCAUGAACUAGGCCACGCGAUUGGAUUUCAUCACGAGCACUCGAGGCCCGAUAGGGAUCAAUAUGUGGAUGUUAUUCUAGAAAACAUCAUUGAGAACAAAAAAUACAAUUUCAAUAAGCUGAAACCAGAAGAAGUGUUUUCGUUCGGGGAAGAGUAUGACUUCGACAGCAUCAUGCACUACAACCUAGACGCUGGGGCCCGAAACGCAAACCAGGAAACAAUAGUCCCCAAGCGUCUUCCUACGUCAGUCAUGAAAACCAACAUAGGACAACGUGCUCUUCUUAGUCGAGGAGACAUUCGACAAACGAACAAGCUCUACAAGUGUGCGUCGUGUGGGCGGACGUUCCAAGAAGAUAGUGCGACCUUCAGUCACAAGCCAACUGCUGGCAAAUCAGAAACGUGUCACUGGCGUAUACAAGCGGCCUACGGGCAGAAGAUCGUGCUCAAUAUCACAAAGCUCGGAAUUCCGAGAUCGGCAGACUGCGUCAACGGUCACCUGGAGGUGAGAGACGGCCCCAACUCUGGGUCACCUCGAAUCGGUCGUUUUUGUGGAGAGGAUUACCCCGGUGUGUUGUAUUCCUCGGGACAAAGAAUGUGGCUUGAAUAUAAAACAUUGCGCGGAGACGGCCUUGGAUUUACUGCACAUUACGUUACAGAAUGUGGAGGUGGAAUAAACAGACGGAAAGGUGUCAUCGCUAGCCCGACCUAUGAUGAUAAAUACCUUCCUAAUCGUAAUUGCUCGUGGAAUAUCACAGUAGACCCGGGGAAUUCAAUAGAUCUGACUUUUGAGUUUUUUGAUUUGCAGUAUGAUACCAACUGCGAGAAAGAUUACCUCGAAAUCAGAGAAGGAUCAAACGAAACGGAUUCUUUGCUUGGCAAAUAUUGUGGGGAUUUUUUGCAUCCAAAAAGCAUUCGAUCAACAGGCAAUCAAGUAUUUAUUAAAUUUGUAAGUAAUUCGGCAAUUCAAAGCAGAGGAUUUUUCAUUUCAUUUGUUCAAGAUAUCGACGAAUGUAACAAUGAUAUACACAAAUGUGACCAGGUGUGCAUCAACACCCUCGGGGGUUACAAAUGUGAUUGUUACUUUGGGUUCAAACUGAAAUCUGAUGGUACAAGCUGUGAGAAGGGUUGCGGUGGUGUGAUUAACACACCCAACGGGACGAUCUCAUCGCCUUCAUUUCCCGACAUGUAUCCCGCGGAUACGACUUGCACGUGGACCAUUGUCGCUCCAAAAAAUCAUUCAAUUGUGCUUACGUUUACACACUUUGACCUGGAAGAGGGGACAAGUAAAUGCCUUUUCGAUUUCGUAAUGGUGUAUCGAGGGGGAGGUGCGAAAAAAUAUAAAAAUACCAAGCACUGUGGAGCUUCGAUACCCAUGCCAAUAACAUCAAAGGGUAACACGAUGAAAAUUGAGUUCAAGUCUGAUAUAGGCGAUCAGAAAUCGGGGUUCUCCGCGUUUUUUGUCUCCAAUAUCAGUGAAUGUGCGCAAACAUGCAGUCAACUAGAUAUGACGCCUACUACGUAUAAAAUGUGUCAGAAGUAUUUUUGUUUCUAGUUAUAGACACACGCCCAAGGCCCAACACGUAGUUCAUUAUAAACAGAUCACUUUACUUAAUACAAUAUUUUUAUUGAUACAAACAGAAUUACGCAUGAAAGAGUUAGAAAUUAUGUUAAUUUUUUAAUGUCAAUAAUAUGUUGUUGUAGAAUAAUGGUUAGACACAUUUUUCUUGUAGUCCUUUAACAGUCUUUAGCUCUUAUUGCGUUUUGAUUUCUUGUGAAACCAAUUAAAAUGGUUUGCUUCAGUCUUCCAAUAUCAAUUAAAAGUGUAUUGUAUAGUCAGCUUUCCCGUGUUGAAGAACUGGUUAAAGUUUCUAUUAAGAAUGGCAAAGUGACAUGAAUAGCAUUGAAGCUAGAAAACAUUUCCUAGACCAACAUUUUUCUUCUGAUCUAUAAUAUGCCUUGAAUCCCUGUAUGGGAAAAGCAAAGUGUAGCACAUUGGGUAACUGAGUCUACCUAUGAUGGAUAUGUAUGUAUGUAUGUAUGUAUGGCAUCUUUCCGUCUGCGGGAGACGAUAGAUUAUCUUUAUUGCUUGCAGCUCUUGGUGUGACUGGUGAGACCAAUCCUCGAACGGCAGUCUCUGUUACAUUUCCCACUCACGAAUGCGGUGGAGCAGUAUUUACCGGCCUUCCUUCCUCCUCGCUCUUUUUUCAGCUGUUUCCUCCCUGUUUUGAUCCUCGGCAUGUAGUGAUCCUGCUUUCACUAUAUCCCGCCAUGAGGAUCGAUCCUCUGCAAGCUCCUCGCAGUUUGAGAUGUCGAUGUUGGCCGACUUCAUGUCUCUUUUGCAUAUGUCUAAGUAUCUCAGACACCGCGUCCAACUGACUUUUUCCCUGUCGCCAACUCGCAGUAUAGCACAUCCUUUGGUAUGCGACCAGAUUGCAUUCGCAUGUCCAAGCCAGCGGAGGCGUCUUUGGAUUAACAUGGCUGGGACGCUACAUAUGUUUGUUUGGGACAGUACUUCCGUGUUAGGGACUUUGUCUUGAUGGAUAUAUCUUUGUGAAAUUCAUCUUUUAAAAAAAAAAAAAAAAAGAAUUGUAAUGUUCGAAAUUUCUGUGGGUGAACCAACUGCACUGUGAAUACGUCAGCAAUUUCUCGUUUCUCAGUGGAACGUUGGUUCUGCUGGGAUGCACACACUUUACUCUUUAUUUAUACAGCUGUAUUAAAAAUCCGCAUUGCGACGUGCGUUACGUUGGAGGUCAACAUUGCACAACGGUUUGCAUUUGAGUCGUGACUAAUCUUUAAAUCGUCUAAUAGGUUGAAAGUCUAAGUGAUAGUCUAGACGACAUUAAAAAAUAAAUAUUUUAAAAAAAAAUUAUGUCGGUUGUCGAACAAACAAGGUAUGAUUUAAGCACGAAAUAAACAUAUAAAAGUGUGUUCAAAGUCGUUAAACAAAUAGUUGAGAUUUAACGUCAAGACAAGGCAAAUAUGGUUAAGUUUACACAAUACUACCUGCGAAUUGUUUGUGUCAGUAAUUAAUAAAGAAUUAGGGAACAACACAAGUAAACAACUCCUACUAAAUAAAGUGAGUACUUCGGCUUUUUUUUUUAUUUGCAAUUAUCGCUGCUUGUGGGACUGGUUUAUUAUGCAUGCUGUCACGGUUUUAAUUAGGUUAUUUUUUAAUUUUUUUUUGCCUUUGAGGCCGAUAAUUCAAGGGGGUUUUUAAUAGUCAACGUUAAUAAAACACGAUUUUUUUAAAUAUCAAUCAUAAACCAUAAACCUUAAAUCUGGAUCUACAGAAAGUAUUAUUAACUACUAACAAAGCAAAUUGAUAGAUUGUAUAAUAUUUUUAUUUUUCAUUGAUUUAAAUAUGAAUUAUGUUAUGAAAUACAGAACGG
This is a messenger RNA of Lymnaea stagnalis (great pond snail), 8520 nucleotides long. The record is from the annotation of a GenBank genome assembly. NCBI's taxonomy places the organism in Eukaryota, Metazoa, Mollusca, Gastropoda, Lymnaeidae.